Molecule: messenger RNA, 2870 nt
Organism: Micropterus salmoides (largemouth bass)
Lineage: Eukaryota; Metazoa; Chordata; Actinopteri; Centrarchiformes; Centrarchidae
Product: 5-hydroxytryptamine receptor 3A-like
Exons: 11
Coding region: 1-1416 (471 amino acids)
Biological process (GO): nervous system process; signal transduction; monoatomic ion transmembrane transport
Cellular component (GO): synapse; membrane; neuron projection
Molecular function (GO): extracellular ligand-gated monoatomic ion channel activity; transmembrane signaling receptor activity; neurotransmitter receptor activity
Source: RefSeq, a predicted model, not a curated record
AUGAUAUUCGCAGUUUUCCUCUUUCUGCUCCUCCUCACAGGUGGAAGUACCUCCAAUUACACAGAGCCAACAGCGCUACAUGAUGAUCAACGGAACUUCAAUCAGAGCUCUGAGGAAAGAUAUAGGAAUUCCUCUGCGGGUAACUGUGGUUUUCAGGAUGUUUUAAACCACCUGAACCUGACCAAAGAAAAUCAUCUGUACUUCAUGGCCCGGCCUGUUAAACACUACAAUACAACUACAGUCGUACACCUCCACAUGCUUCUGUACAGUAUCCUAGAUGUGAAGGAGAUUGAUCAGACUUUCGUUCCAUACGUUUGGAUUUUAAUGGCUUGGCAAAAUGAACAUAUUAAGUGGGAUCCAGAUGACUUUUGUGGACUUGAAACUAUAUCAGUUCCUAUUGAAGCAUUGUGGAAGCCAGAUAUUACUAUUGAAGAGAUGGUAGAGAAGGAUAAGGCCCCUCCGAGUCCUUAUGUCUACAUUUCUGCUGACGGUUGGGUUGAACGUGUGAAUGAUAUGGUGCUGGUCAACACCUGCAAGAUGCAAGUUUACAAAUUCCCCUUUGACAUUCAGAGCUGCAACAUAUCUUUCAAGUCUGCCCUACACUCUGACAAGGAUAUCCAGCUUAAAUGGAAUGCCAGCUCGAAGGACGAAGUGUGGUCUCACGGGUCGCCGACCCAGUAUGAGUGGCUCUUUAUCAACAUGAUACACACUGAAAAUACUGUCAGCACAUUAGGCGUCAACCAGAGCACAAUUAUUUACACGAUCACCAUGAAGAGGCGGUCUCUCCUCUAUGUUGUCAACUUCAUGCUUCCUGUCCUGUUCUUCUUGUGUCUGGACUUGUCCUCCUUCCUGAUCUCAGACAGAGGGGGCGAGAAGCUCAGCUUCAAAGUCACUGUGCUGCUUGCUGUCACUGUGUUACAACUUAUUCUGAAUGACAUUCUGCCUGCUUCAUCAAACAAGAUUCCACUUAUAGCAACUUACUGUAUUGGAAGUUUUGGUUUGAUGAUGCUCAGCCUCCUGGAGACGAUUUUGGUGAUGCAUCUCAUAAGGAAAGACUCCCGAGAUAACAAGGAAGACAGACACCGAAGCCUAAACAAGAAGAGAUGGACUCACCGUGUGUCUGUCAGUGAUGUAUUUACUGGAGAAACUCCAUCUGGACUGCCGUUGGUGGCCAAAGAGGAUAACAGCAGCAAACUGACGGAGUCCAAUUCCUUGAAGAAGGUCUCAGAUGACCUGACGGAGGUAGAGAAGACACUGACUGUGCUCCUCAACAGCAGGAAGGAAGAAGGAAAGCCCGGGUACUGGACCGGAGUGGCUAACAGAAUCAACAAAGUUUUCUUCAUUUUCUAUGUCACAGUAGCCAGUCUGUUUUUAGCUUGUAUCUUUAUAACAUGGAUCUAUGCAGCAGACGAGUAGAGCUAAAGUUAAACAUAGUGAAUUCAUUGUUCUAUAUAACAUGGAUGUUAAAACAUCUGUGUUAAAAAAAAAUGACCCAUUGUUUCUUUGCAUAUGGCUAUUGAGGGUUCGCACUGACUUGUUACGAAGCAACAUAGACCCAUUGGGAUAUUUGUUUGUGAUAACUGUCUGGCUUGCUGGAGAAUGCAUGGGUUUUCCCCCUUUCUGGUUUAUAUAUUCCUUCCCUUAGUUGAAUUAUUCUUUUCCCUGGUGGGGACAAAAUUUAUCCCCCCUCAGAGUGAUCAAUGCUACUUCACUUCACUUCACAAAACACACAGUUCGCAUCGAUCCGUGAUUUCGUUAGGGUUAUAUUUAUAUUAAAAUGCGUUACUUUGGUUCUGAUGUAGCUGCUUCUCUGUCUGUAGGUAAUCACCACUCUGUAGUCUUGCUCUAUGUUCCACCCACAGCGCUAUCUGAUUGGUUACACGUCACGAAUAAUAGCUGAUUUGUUCCGGUGAGCAGCGGAGCUGUGUGUUGAAGGGAAGGCAGAAAUUACUAAAGGUGCAAUUUUUUUACAAAUCGCACCCUGAUUAUUAUUUUCCACUUUAUUUUUGUAUUUUAGAUCUUGUUGCAUCUUCUUCCUCUGCAAUGUUAUAAUGGCACCCACCUGGAGUAUUUGUACCACCAGCAGUUUAUCUUUGUGCGCCCAACUCCUAAAAUUCACACAACCGUAGUGGAUAGAAACAAGCGUUAAUUAAGAUUUUCUGUAGUGGUUUUUGUGGAAAUCCAGUUAAUCGCUGUGCUAAAUUUGAAUGGAAGCUGCUGUGACGUCUGCCUAUGAUAGAGCUGUGACAAAGGAAUACAGCAGGUUGAUUUUUCAUGUGCUUCUUCGCGUAUUACCUCUGAACAGUACAAGUAGACAAGCAAGCUAGGCUAACAAAGAAAAGUCUAUUGAUAUCUUAGGAUCUCUCAAUCUGUCACGUGACUCUUGCUUUGCAGGCAGUGGCAGCCUUAAGCAUCCGGCAUGAUCUACACAAUACCACACAUCUAACAUAUAUUCUGUAUUAGCCUAUGACACCAAUAUGGUUGCAUUAGUAAUUACUUUGAUACAUAAUAUGCAUCAUGUUCAAUGAGUCCAUCAGAUACAUUCUAAAUAAAUAGAGAAUUUUUUUUUUAUAUAUAUAGAUACAUACAUAUAUACACAUAUAUAUUUAUAUAGAAAGAAGAAAAAUUGUAGUUUCUUUAAGAUUCUCUUGAAAUUAUCUUCUUUGGAAAUGCAAUGUAGUCAGCGCCUAAUGUUAAUUUAUUCAUUUGCAUCCUUGUUUUUGUUUGCUAUCCAUUAUGCAUGUAUACUAUAUACUAUAUAUUUUAGGAGGCUACUCUACAUUUAAGUUACAUUAUGUAUUUACGUGAUGAAAUCAAAGUUUAAUUUUGUUUAAAAGCUUUGUGCUGCUGAAAUAAACAAUCAAGACAAA